AACCCAGCUCUGGAGGGAUCCACGGCACAAGCCUUGACGGCCGUCGCCACCACCGGCUGUACGACGUGCCAGCAGCUCCCCAGGAUCCUGUGGGGCUGGGAGAGAUGUGGGGCACUGCGGUACCUCUGCACAAACCUGCUGCAGUGCAGGUUCAGGCUGGAGGAGACCCUCCGCACCAACCUGGGGUUGCACAUGAACCUGGUGGGCAGCCUGCUCCUCCUCAACCUGGCCUUCCUGCUCAAUAGCGGGCUCUCCGGUGGGACCCAGCCGGGGACCUGCAAGGUCCUGGGGGGCAUCACCCACUACUGCCUGCUCUGCUGCUUCACCUGGAUGGCGCUGGAGGGCUGUCACCUCUACCUCCUCUUCGUCAAGGUCCUCGGCACCUACGUCCGCCACUACCUGGUGAAGCUGUGCCUGGUCGGCUGGGGCUUCCCCGUUCUUGUGGUGGGGGUGGCAGGAGUCAUCGGCAGCUACGGCCAAUACAGCAUCCGGACCGUGGACCACCAGAUCAUAGCCCACCUGUGCUGGAUCACUUCCAAACAUCUCCUGGUCCACUACAUCACCAACUGCGGCUACUUUGGCCUCAUCUUCCUCUUCAACACGGCUGUCUUCGGAGUGGUGACGCAGAAGAGCUGUAGCCUGCGGGGCACGGGAGCGGUGCAGGGUGACCGCAAGGCCUGGAAGGUGGCCCUGGUGGCAUUGGGGCUCUUCUGUCUGCUGGGGGCCACCUGGGCCCUGGCGUUCCUCACCCAUGGCACCUCCUCUGCUCCCCUGCUCUACCUCUUCACCAUCCUCAACUCUCUCCAAGGAAUCUUCAUAUUCAUGUGGCUGGUUGUCCUCUACUACCCAAAGACGAAGGACACCGCUGGCUCCCUCUCUCACACCAUCAGACACGACAAAACCACCGCAGCCUCCCAGGAGUAG
Molecule: messenger RNA, 924 nt
Organism: Apaloderma vittatum (bar-tailed trogon)
Lineage: Eukaryota; Metazoa; Chordata; Aves; Trogoniformes; Trogonidae
Gene: ADGRG3
Product: G protein-coupled receptor 97
Exons: 6
Biological process (GO): cell surface receptor signaling pathway; adenylate cyclase-activating G protein-coupled receptor signaling pathway
Cellular component (GO): membrane
Molecular function (GO): G protein-coupled receptor activity
Source: RefSeq, a predicted model, not a curated record